AUGGAGGCCAUCGUCGAAAUCUUGCUCAAGCGGGCCGAUGACCCCGGCCAGGAGCUCCUUAAGCUGCUUCAAGACCCCUUUGCCAACCAGCUGCAAACCACAUCCAUCUGGACUGCGCUUGGCACCUCGCUCGGUUUCACGGCCGGCAUCGCUAUCCUCUUCUCCCUCCUCCGACCCUACAACCAGGCCGUCUAUGCCCCGCGGUUAAAACAUGCCGAUGAGAAGCACGCGCCCCCACCGAUCGGCAAGAAGAUCUGGUCGUGGGUGAAGCCGCUAUGGAACAGCAGCGAGGCUGAGAUGGUGGGGUAUGUUGGCAUGGACGCUACCAUUUUCCUACGCUUCACCCGCAUGUGCAGGAAUAUCUUUGUCAUUCUCACCGUCCUCGGCUGCGGUAUCCUGAUCCCCAUCAACGUCAAGUAUGUUGACCAAGCCACCAAGCCCGAGUCCUGGUUGGCCGUCAUCACUCCCUCCAACGUUUGGGGAGCGCCCAGUGGGCCCAAGAAGGUCCUAGCACUUCGGCGCAAGUACUUUGAGAGCGAGGAGUAUCAAAACAGUCUCCAUGCCCGGACCCUCAUGCUUACCGAUGUUCCCAAGGCCCGAUGCUCCGAUGAGGGUAUCGCCCGCAUUAUUGACGAGGUGGUUCCCAACUCGUCCUUUGCCCGGACUGCCGUCUCCCGCAAUGUCAAGGAUCUGCCCGAGCUGAUCAACGAACACGAUCGUGCCGUUCGCAAGCUGGAAAAGGUCCUGGCUAUCUACAUGAAGAACCCCCAGCAGCUUCCGCCCGCCCGCCCCCUGUGCUACCCAUCCAAGAAGGAUCCUUCCUACGGCAGCUACCCCAAGGGGCAAAGGGCGAGCGUCGACAAGCGGAGCACCAUGUCCUUCGGCUUCGCCAGCUACUCGGACAUUGCGGAAGCCCACAACAUCGCCUACGCUUUCCGUAAGAAGAAGGUUCACGGCGCCACGGUCCGCCUCGCUCCCCGCCCCAACGACAUCAUCUGGGACAACAUGUCCCUCACGCCUCAGGCCCGGAGCUGGAAGCGCACUAUGAACAACCUCUGGGUGUUCUUGCUCACUUUGCUCUGGAUCGCCCCCAAUGCCAUGAUUGCCAUCUUCCUCGUGAACCUGGGAAACCUCGGCCUCGUGUGGCCUGCCUUCCAGCGAGACCUCAUCCGCAACGCCACGGUGUGGGGUAUCGUGCAGGGUAUCGGCCCCCAGCCCUCAUGUCCCUGGUCUACCUGGUUCUCCCCAUCAUCUUCCGCCGCUUGGCUAUUGCUGGCGUUGUACUUCUUCUUCGUCUUCAACAACCUCGUCGUCUUCUCUCUCUUCAGUGCCAUCUGGUCCACCGUCGCCGGUGUGAUUAAUCAGACCCAGCACGGAGUGGACGCCUGGCAGGCCAUUAUCAAGUCGCAGCCCGAAGUCGCGCUCUUCCUCGCCCUCUGCGGUGUCAGCCCGUACUGGGUAACCUGGUUGCUCCAGCGCCAUCUCGGUGUCGCCCUCGAUCUCUCUCAGCUGUGGCCCCUCGUCUACGGCUUCUUCAUGCGACACCUGUCCAGCCCGACGCCGCGCGAGCUUAUCGAGCUUACCGCGCCCCCGGCUUUCGACUACGCCAGCUACUACAACUACUUCCUCUUCUACGCCACCGUCGCCCUCUGCUUCUCCGGCAUCCAGCCUCUCGUCUUGCCCGCGGCCGCGCUCUACUUCACUAUUGAUACCGUGUUGAGGAAGUACUUGUUGCUUUACGUAUUUGUCACUAAAACGGAGUCGGGUGGUCAGUUCUGGAGGGUCUUAUUUAACCGCUUCAUCUUCAGCACUGUCCUCGCCGACCUCGUCUUCUUCCUCACCACCUGGGUGCGCGGCGACGGAACCCACAUUCAGGCUUUCGCCGUGAUCCCGCUCCCCUUCCUCGUCAUCGCUUUCAAGUUUGUCUGCUCUUCCAUUUUUGACAAGAAGCUCCACUAUUACUCGACUCACAACGUUCGCAAGCACCCCGAGGCUGGCAAGGAGUCCCGGCUCAGGAGCGAAAGGCUGGCUUCUAGGUUUGGCCAUCCGGCCCUCUACAAGCCGCUCAUCACCCCCAUGGUCCACCAAAAGGCCCAGAACAUGCUACACGUCGUCUACAAGGGCCGCCUGACCGAUGGCAGGGAAGCGGGCUCCAGCGACCUCAUGAGCGUCUCGGGUUACUCGGACACCUACGCCCUCGACCCCAUGCGCGCCGGCAAGCCUGGAAAAUCCGCCGCUGUUCCCGGCUUCGAGUUUGUCUCGGAGGCCCACCUUGAUUUCGAGUAUUACAAGGACAGGCCCGAGUUCGCAAACGAGCACGGCGCCGGUGAGAUCUUUGGCACGCCUUCGGACAUCAUCCGCCCCGGCACUCCUGGCUCCAUGUUUGGCGGAAGCGAGGGAUCGCGCCCCGGUACCCCGGAGCCGCUCCCGUUGGAGGCAUGGGAGCCGCCGAUCAUAUGCACGGCGGCGCUUACCGCUGGAUUCCUCCAACAACCCAUGUCCGCCGCCGAUGGUCCCUCGCGCACAAGAAGUCCGCUAUACUCUCAGGCCAACAACAGCGCGACCGGCCUGGUGAUGUCGGCGGCCGGGAUCCCCAUGUCGCGACCUGACUCGCCGGCCUCGAUGCGGCACGACAGCAUGGACACCACCUCGCGCGUUACCUCGCCUUACACGCCCGGUCCAACUGUCGGCGCGCUAGGCGGCGGCCCUCAGGGCUAUAGCGGGCUCGCGCAGAGCGAGGAGCCCCUAACAACGGUAGAGCGAAAGGACAAGUAG
This is a messenger RNA of Parascedosporium putredinis, 2775 nucleotides long. The record is from the annotation of a GenBank genome assembly. NCBI's taxonomy places the organism in Eukaryota, Fungi, Ascomycota, Sordariomycetes, Microascales, Microascaceae.